GGCAAAGUGGCAGUCAGCUCCUCCAGCCCCGUCGUCGCAGCUUCGUUACCAUCCCCAUCCCGGGCCAGACACGUGCCCGUCAGCGAGGGGGAGAUCUUCAAGCUUCCCGGCAGGCUGAGAAUCCAGCCCUCGCUGUGGAGCAAGGACGACGUGAUCCACUGGCUCAGAUGGGCUGAGGAGGAGUAUUCCCUGCGGCAGACGGACAGAAGCAAGUUUGAAAUGAACGGCAAAGCCCUGUGCAUCCUCACCAAGGAGGACUUCAGACACCGAGCCCCCAGCUCAGGGGAUGUGUUAUAUGAAAUUCUCCGGUACAUUAAGACUCAGAGAAGAGCUCUGGUGUGCAGCCCUUUGCUCAGCUCGCCCUUCAGCGAAGCCAGGAGCCCAGGGGAAGACUGCAGGUUGCUGUGGGAUUACGUGUACCAGCUCCUCUCCGACAGCCGCUACGAGCCUUACAUCAGGUGGGAAGACAAGGAAGCCAAGAUCUUCCGAGUCGUUGACCCAAACGGACUCGCCCAGCUCUGGGGGAACCACAAGAACCGGAUGAACAUGACGUACGAGAAGAUGUCCCGAGCGCUCAGGCAUUACUACAAACUCAACAUCAUCAAAAAGGAGCCGGGGCAGAAGCUGCUGUUCAGGUUUUUGAAGACUCCUGGGGAGAUCAUCCAUGAGAAAUCCAGCAAACUGGAGCAGCUGGAGAACGAGGACCACGAGGAUUUCAAAGAAGACUCGCUGGAGGUUUCACCGUAG
This is a messenger RNA of Pterocles gutturalis (yellow-throated sandgrouse), 747 nucleotides long. RefSeq names its product ets variant 7 (gene ETV7). The transcript has 6 exons. The record is from RefSeq and is a predicted model, not a curated record. Gene Ontology annotation, cellular component: nucleus. Lineage: Eukaryota; Metazoa; Chordata; Aves; Pterocliformes; Pteroclidae. The annotation marks the transcript as partial. Gene Ontology annotation, molecular function: DNA-binding transcription factor activity, RNA polymerase II-specific; sequence-specific DNA binding. Gene Ontology annotation, biological process: cell differentiation; regulation of transcription by RNA polymerase II.